Messenger RNA from Sorghum bicolor (sorghum), 706 nucleotides. RefSeq names its product mediator of RNA polymerase II transcription subunit 28. Gene Ontology annotation, cellular component: mediator complex. The record is from RefSeq and is a predicted model, not a curated record. Gene Ontology annotation, biological process: regulation of DNA-templated transcription. The transcript is spliced from 3 exons. Lineage: Eukaryota; Viridiplantae; Streptophyta; Magnoliopsida; Poales; Poaceae. The coding region runs from base 65 to 502 and encodes 145 amino acids.
GGCAAAUCGUUGGCCCAAGCGCUCCCAAAUCCGUCUCGGACCCUCUCCCUCGUCGCUCUACGACAUGGCUGACCCGACGCCGUCGCAGUCGCCGGCGCAGACACCGCCCCCGCCGCCGGCGCAGCAGGCUGCCGCGGCGGGCGGACGCGAGGACAUGCUGGCGUGCGUGGCGGCGCUUGAGGCCGCGCUGCUGCCGUGCCUCCCCGCGCGCGAGCUCCAGGCCGUCGACCGCUCCCUCCAGUCCUCCCACCAGAUUGAUGUUGAGAGACAUGCGAGGGAUUUCAUGGAGGCUGCCAAGAAGCUCCAGUCUUAUUUCAUCAGCCUGCAGCGUGAGGAUCAGCCAACUGCAGAAGAGAUGCUUCGGAAGGAGAUUACUACAAUGGAGGAAGAACUGAAGACCAAGUCUGAGCUUAUUGCCAAGCACAAGAAGUUGAUUGAAGGGUGGCGAAAAGAACUGAAGGAGCAGCUGGGCAAGCACAUCACCGAGCUUGAAAGGGUGUGAGGAGUGUGAUUCUGCAGUUUCCCUUGUAGUGACCAUGAACCUCUAGGUGACCAAAUGUUAUGUUAUGCCCUAUAAACUAUGUACAUGUUUUUAGAUCUGACACGCCAUGAUUAGCAAUCGGCUUUUGAUGGCUUCUAAAGGUCGGAAGCCACGAACAAAGCUCACUUUAUCGAUGUUUGAUUGUGCAUUUUUCCUUGCCCCUUA